Messenger RNA from Botrytis fragariae, 303 nucleotides. RefSeq names its product putative upf0220 domain protein. The transcript is spliced from 3 exons. Lineage: Eukaryota; Fungi; Ascomycota; Leotiomycetes; Helotiales; Sclerotiniaceae. The record is from RefSeq and is a predicted model, not a curated record. The coding region runs from base 1 to 303 and encodes 100 amino acids.
AUGCGGGAUAAAAAUGGCGAUUUUGACAUUGGGAGUAUGAUGUUGGGAGGGGGAAUAGAUCCGGGAGGGGAUUUAUCAUUUGGGGCUGAUGAUGAGGAUAUGGUUGGAGUUGAGGGAGAGGAAGAGAGAGAAAGACAACGCCUAAAUGAUUCGAUAAAACAUCAUCAACGAGAUCGCAAUCGUGCGCCGAGUGAACCCGCUGAAUUACUAGAAGCAGUACGGAAUAGUCUACGCGCGAAGACGGCUGCCUUGUCAGAUGAUAAUUGGAUGUUUGAAUCGGAAAAUGAAGGGGUUGUUCGAUAA